CGGCGGCGCGGGAAGGGAAGCAGCGGGGCCGGGAAGAUGAACCGGAGUUUCAACAAAUCUCAGACUCUGCGGUAUCUGGAGUGCAGCGCGGUGGAAGUGAAGAGUAAGUUUGGGGCAGAGUUCAGAAGGUUCUCUCUGGAUCGCUACAAGCCAGGAAAGUUUGAAGACUUCUACAAACUAAUUCUUCACAUUCAUCACAUAGCCAACCUGGAAGUGAUGAUUGGAUAUGCUGACGUGCACGGAGACCUUCUCCCUAUUAAUAAUGAUGACAACUUCUUCAAGGCUGUUUCAAGUGCUCAUCCACUGCUCAGGGUUUUUAUACAAAGACAAGAUGAAGUGGACUACAGCAAUUUUGGGACCAACACACUAUCGAGGAAGAAGAAGGCUCUGGUGACACUCCGCAAUGACAACCUCCGACGGCGUCCUCACAUUAACAUUAGCAUGCCUCAUGAUUUUAGACCAGUGUCUUCCAUAAUUGAUGUGGACAUUCUUCCUGAAACACACAGGAGAGUGAGGCUGUAUCGACACGGGUGUGAGAAACCCUUAGGAUUUUACAUUCGUGAUGGCACCAGCGUAAGAGUUACUCCUCAUGGACUGGAAAAAGUACCCGGUAUCUUCAUCUCUCGUAUGGUUCCUGGUGGCUUAGCAGAGAGCACAGGCUUGCUGGCUGUGAAUGAUGAAGUCCUGGAAGUUAAUGGCAUUGAAGUAGCAGGAAAGACUCUUGACCAAGUCACAGACAUGAUGAUUGCCAACAGCCAUAAUCUUAUUAUCACAGUCAAGCCAGCAAACCAGAGGAACAAUAUUAUUCGGAGCAGUAGGAUGUCUGGUAGCUCUGGCCAGUCUACAGACAGCACUGCGAGUCACCACAGCUUGCCUACAUCCCAUGUGCUGCAGAACUUCCACCCUGAUGAAAUGGAGAGUGAUGAAGAGGCUGACAUUGUCAUUGAGGGUGGUCUGGAGCCACAGCACAUUCCUAAACUGCACAGCCUUACUUCCAGUAGCCUCUCUCGAAUCAAUGGCAGCAGCCUUAGCCACAGACUUCAAAGGGACCUGGUGCUGACCAACAACUCUGGCCGAGAAAGCAAUGGCAACAUCCACAAAUUACUCAGUUCCUUAAAAACUGAUCCCCGACACAGUCUGGUUAUCCCCAGAGGAGGUAUCGAGGAGGAUGGAACAGUCAUUACACUUUAGUAGCAACUUAUGCAAUUCUCUUUACAGUCUUAAGUGCCAAUUGGGACAAUUAACUCGUGCAACAUGUUAUGCACAAAACAGGGAGCUGAUAUUCUCAUAGACCUCACGGGUGCAGAAAAUUGUUGCUUUCUAGGAAACGUGGCAUCUGGAGUUAGACAUAAAACUGUCAUGCACUGCAAAAUUUGUCGGGAGAAAGCCAGAGUGCAAAAUCUGGUUCAUAUCCCAGCCCUGAAGUGAGAACACAAAUUUGUUUUAGUUGGUAUAAAUCUAAGCAGCCUUACCCAUGGCAAUGCUACAUACUUUGGUUUGAAUACAUGGGUGGAUGUAUUAAUACGUGCAUGUAUAUGAAUUAGAUUUUAAUAGUAACAGACAUGUCUAUUUGAAGUGGAACCUGGUUUUCUUCUAAUACUGGCUUAAAGGGAGCGCUUCUUAACAGCCAUCCCAUCUUCUAUUCUUACACACAGCCCUUCCGCUAACUUGUUUACACCAUAUUUUCAGCCUUAUGUCUAAUCCAGAUAAGCUCUAUAUAAAAGUAGCUGUUUCCUACUUUGGGGGUAACAACGUUUGGGAGAUGCUGCAAAUACAUUUUCCAAAGGAAACUGUAGAUUCUAUAUAUAUAAAAAUAAGUGGUUUUAGGGGCCCGAGGCGGCCGUGUGUAGGAUGAAGCCGUGACUGCUGGGGCACGGUCGCCACCUGCGGGCCAGCGCUGGGAACGCGGGGAGGCACCGACACGGCGGGGUCAGCACCGCUGUGUGGUGGUGUAUUCUUUUCCGAUAUUUAUUAGAUAAUACCUCUUGGUUUUUUCCCCAUCAUCUCUUUUUUUUUUUCAAAAUCAUGGUUCAUGUGAAUUUUUAGAGAUGCAAGCAAGAAAGCAGCAGAAGUGGAAGAGUGUGCUAGGACUGUCCCCUUCACCUCAGAGCUGACGCAAUCCCUUGUACCUUUGGGGCCACCUAAAUCCACAAGGUCUUUCCUUACAAAAGAUUGGCUGAUUGCCAAACAGAGCGGGAGGGGGAUGCUGACUGACUCUCAAACCUAACUGUUAUUUUUGGACUCUUCUAGAAAUAAAGCUUAACAUCUGCGCAGGAUUUCUAGAAACUUAAAAUAUAGUGGAUGUUUGCGAUGGUCAGACACCUUUACUGGGUGCUGGCUGUUGGGUGACCAGUGACUUUUGAGUCACUACCUGUCUGCUUCUGAAAAUGCCAUGAGUCUAAGAAAGUGAUUUAAUCCAAAAUAUUUUGUUAUAUCUCAUCAGUGUAAGAAACAAAAUAUAAAUGUUUUACUAUGUAUUUUUCUAUUUUUAGCUUGUGUCAUUUGCUCUUUGUUUUUAACUUUGUAGUACAUUAAAGCUUUUUUUAUAUGGUGGAAUAGACAUUUCUUAAAUAUUGUAUGGAUAUGAAAAUUCAGAAGUCUUGGUUUGAAGAAAUUACAUUCCAUUUUGGAAUCUGUAAUGGCUGGAAAAAGGAUGUGUGGACUAAUUCAUUGUUGCUAAUUUAGAAUACCUGUGGAACAACCAGUCUUCUGCUCAUUGUUAAAUAUCUUUGGGACAUUGAACUUAGUUUAUUUCUUUUAGAUUUGCUUUAAAAGUUUAUUUUAAAAUUCUUUCACUUACUCUAAUUAAACUUUUUCUAGGUAUCACAGCAGCUAUAGAGCUGUACUUAUUUUUACUGGCACAGUGAGAAUAGAUCAUUGAUCCUGUUCGUCUUAAAACUGUGUUUGUACUUUACCAAAGGUUUUAAUUUUUUAAAAAAAUCUGAUUAUUGGUGCAGUAAAAAAAAAGAAUUCUGGAUAUGCUUUAGUCAAUCAGACCAUCUUAUCAGAAAAAUUUUGUUACACCUUAAAUAAGACUACUUUUAUGAAUAAGUGAUUUGUCUGGCUGAAGUUACUCGUUUUUCCUUAUUUAACUGAUGACAAUGUGACCUGUCUGCAAUAAAAUGUGCACUGUCUGACUU
This is a messenger RNA of Neopelma chrysocephalum (saffron-crested tyrant-manakin), 3140 nucleotides long. RefSeq names its product par-6 family cell polarity regulator gamma (gene PARD6G). Gene Ontology annotation, cellular component: cell cortex; apical plasma membrane; nucleus. Lineage: Eukaryota; Metazoa; Chordata; Aves; Passeriformes; Pipridae. Gene Ontology annotation, molecular function: protein kinase C binding. The transcript is spliced from 3 exons. Gene Ontology annotation, biological process: centrosome cycle; regulation of cellular localization; establishment or maintenance of cell polarity. The coding region runs from base 37 to 1191 and encodes 384 amino acids. The record is from RefSeq and is a predicted model, not a curated record.